This is a messenger RNA of Drosophila innubila, 2565 nucleotides long. It is a transcript of the gene Mcm10, whose product is annotated as protein MCM10 homolog. Gene Ontology annotation, biological process: DNA replication initiation; DNA replication. Gene Ontology annotation, cellular component: nucleus; replication fork protection complex. The record is from RefSeq and is a predicted model, not a curated record. The transcript has 2 exons. Gene Ontology annotation, molecular function: single-stranded DNA binding; DNA replication origin binding. NCBI's taxonomy places the organism in Eukaryota, Metazoa, Arthropoda, Insecta, Diptera, Drosophilidae. Bases 83 to 2461 code for a protein of 792 amino acids.
GGCCCGCCAAAAAUGAUUUGCGUGCGCGCUAUUUCGGUCGAUUUGUGAAAAACAAUUAUUUUUAUUGAAUUAAACAUAAACUAUGGGUCCCGCAAACGUGUCACAGGCAGAUAUUAGCAUAGAAGAUGAAGCAGAAAUAUUGGAGCUUGAAAAAUUGUUAGGAGAAGCUGAAAACGAUGAUGCGGACAAUGCUGGAAAUGCAAACUCAGCACAAGAUAAAAAGUCACCACCUUUGUCUAGUGCUGUGCCUCGACUUCGCGAAGACAGCAGUUUUGCCAACGCAUUUAGCUAUGAAGUAGCAGUGAAACCCACUAAGACAAAUGAUCCGGCAAAAGGAAAACCAACCGAGCCGGAACUCGAUUCAUCUGACGACGAAGAGGUCAAGAACUUCUUGGAGCGCAAGUAUAAUGAAUAUGGCAGUGACAUCAAUAAAAAACUCAAGCAGCAACGUGAAAGUGCACAUGAAAGCAAAGUGGCGCGUGAGGUGGAUCAGUCGCUAAGGACAACAACAAAACUGGUCACAUCAACGCCACAACCGGAAGCACUGCGUCUUAAGAAUCCCCACAAUCCAAUUCAAAGAAAAUCCCUAACGAGCAAUUCGUUCCAAAGACCGCCGCCAGCUGCAGCAGUCACAACGGCCAGCCAACCAAUCCAGCAAACACCGAUCUCCACGACCUAUACAGAUCCGGUGUUUGGUCUGCGGAUGAUCAAUCCGCUUAUAUCGAGCGCAUUACUACAGGAACGCAUGAAUGGCCGCAAGGCUGUGCCAUUUUCCGGCCUGGCAUUUCACAUAGAACGCGGUGAUUUGGCCAAAGAUUGGGUUAUUGCCGGAGCAUUGGUGUCUAAGCAGCCGGUACGCAAUACCAAAAAGGGUGAUCCCUACUCAACCUGGUGUCUAUCGGAUCUGCGAGGCGAGGUGAAAACUGCGUCAGUAUUUCUCUUCAAAGAAGCUCACAAAGCGCUUUGGAAAACAGCGGAAGGAAUGUGUCUGGCUGUCCUUAAUCCAACGAUAUUUGAGAAGCGUGCGGGCAGCAAAGAUGUCGCCUGCCUGUCGAUAGACACCUCCCAGAAAGUCAUGAUACUGGGUCAGUCCAAGGAUUUGGGUACGUGCCGGGCGACCAAAAAGAAUGGCGAUAAAUGCACAUCGUUGGUGAACUUAACCGACUGCGAUUAUUGUGUGUUCCAUGUGAAGCAGGAGUACGGCAAGAUGUCCAGGCGAUCGGAACUGCAAUCUGCCACAUCAGGACGUGGCCUUAAUGAGCUACGCAACAAGGUGUUGGGCAAGAGUGAAGUAUUCUAUGGCGGGCAAUCCUUCUCGGCGGUGCCGGCCAAGAAAAGCGCCAACUUAAUCAAAAAGGAGCGCGAUCGUCUAAGCAAACUGGCUGGCUACGAUGUGUCACCCUUUGCCCAUGGCGUUGAUCAUGCAUCCAAGCCCAGGGCCUACAAGCCAGAGGAUGUGCCUUAUGCCGAGCGAGGUGGUCCCGUUUCGCGACUGGCCGGCAAUGUGGAGGCAUCCAGCAAGCAGCGACAUCAGGAUCUGGAGCGACUUCGACUGUUGCGGGCCGAAAACGAACGAUUUCAAAAGGAAUCAACAGCAGCAGCAGCAACAGCAACACCACAGCCAACGCCUGCCACACCUUCUACGCCCACGUCAGUGAAAGUUGCCACGCCCACAACACCGCAGAGCGUUCCCGACAAGUUCAAGAAUCGUGGUUUCUCCUUCGAUCCCAGCCUCACGCCCAAACUCGCUGGCAGCGAGAAUUUUAGCUUCGAUGUGAACAUUGGAGCACGACAGGCGCAGAGCGCCAAAUUGAAAGCAGCUGCGCUGCUUAAGAAGAAGCCAUUGGAGAAAGUCAAUCCGAAUUCGACGCGCGGCUCAGACACUGGCAAGCGACGUGCCAUCGAUGAUUUGAAUGAGAAAUUCUCCAGCAGCGCGAAGCGCCAGAAAUUGGAGGAGGAGGAACGGGAAUUGAUGCGUAAAUCACGCAUUGAACGCAUUAUGGCCGCCACGUCGUCGCACACAAAUUUGGUAGAGAUGCGCGAACAGGAAGCCCAGGACGACUACUUCAACAAGCUGGAACGCAAAGAGGCAAUGGAGGAGAAAAUGCUGAGCACCUACAAAAUGGCCUGCAAGGCGGUGAUCUGUCAACGCUGCAAAUACACCGCCUUCUCGGCCGCGGAUAUUUGCAAGGCAGAGAAGCAUCCUCUCAAAGUGGUUGAUGCUCAGAAGCGUUUCUUCCAGUGCAAGGAUUGCGGUAAUCGCACCACCACCGUCUUCAAGCUGCCCAAACAGAGCUGCAGCAGCUGCAAAGGAUCACGCUGGGAGCGCACGGCCAUGAUACGAGAACGUAAAGUUUGCACUGGUCGGGAAUCCCUUUCGGUGCGUGGCGAUGAGGAGACCUUCAUUGGCAGCCUGGCCAGCAGUGCUAAUCUUAAUCUUCUCGUACCCGAUGACGAAUAAAACACACAAAUUGCCUUGUUCUUCUUGAAGUUAUGUAUGUUUAGAGUAGAUUGUAGUUUUGUAGUUUCAACAUAAAUAUACAUUUAUGAAUAAUAUUCUCAUAA